AUGGUUUGCAUUGCGUUCAAAUCACUCGGACAUGAAUCGUUUCACGAUUCACAUUCCCUAAUUGAUUACAAAGAUGAAAAAAUAAAUAAAUCUAACGAAAACGAUUUAUUAUAUGGUGAAUUAAAAACGGUUGUAAUCGAUUACCAAGCAGUUAUGAAGAAAUAUGGAGUUUUUUUAACUCUAUUUGGACGAAUACUAUUGGUACAAAUUGUUGUUUUGUCAUUAACACUCAUCGUACUUUGGUUCAUUUUUAUAAUGAGUUUCUCCGACGUGGAUAAAUAUAUGUAUUCGGAUGUUGCAAUAAUAAAAAUUCUUUCCGCAAUCCCUCCACUUUCAAUUCAGAUAUAUAUGGAGUGUUAUUUAUUUGGAUAUUUACACGAUCAAAAAGAUGCAAUAGUAUUGGCAUUGUACAGCAGCAAUUGGACCAAAAUGGAUAUAAGGUGUAGAAAAAUGAUUUUAUUAACAAUGAAAAUGCAUAAUGCUCAUUACCAAAAGUUAAAAUUUACUAGAACGAAAAUUGUAAACUUGGAGAUGUUUUUUAAGACCAUGGGUGAUUGCUACACGGCCGUAUCGGUUUUAAUAAAAUAUAUAAAAUCAAUGAACGAAUAAUCAACGGAUCCUCUGCAAAAUAAAAUCAUACAAAAAUAUAACAAAAAUAAUCUACAUCCGAGUUACAAAUAAAUAGCAAAACGAAUGGUUGGUCAUACAUACUAUACACAUGGCCAUCUCAUGAAAAAAAUAAAAAGCAAGAAUAAGCCUACAUGCGGAUAUCCAACAUCGAUCAAACACUUAUUUACAGAAUGUAGAGACACACAAGAGGAUGACGAAAAUUCAACACACCUGAGCAACUUCACGACGCUUUGGGCCCUGACGAAGAAUCCAUCCAAAAUAUAUUAUUAUGGAUGUAAAAUAUUAAAUUGUACAAUUUAGUUUAAAUUAUUUAAGUAUCCAUG
Messenger RNA from Myzus persicae (green peach aphid), 953 nucleotides. RefSeq lists its product as uncharacterized. NCBI's taxonomy places the organism in Eukaryota, Metazoa, Arthropoda, Insecta, Hemiptera, Aphididae. The record is from RefSeq and is a predicted model, not a curated record. Bases 1 to 609 code for a protein of 202 amino acids. Gene Ontology annotation, biological process: sensory perception of smell. Gene Ontology annotation, cellular component: membrane. The transcript has 6 exons. Gene Ontology annotation, molecular function: odorant binding; olfactory receptor activity.